CCGGCCGUCCGACUGGCGUUUAUGCGCAAGGUGUUUGCCAUCUUGACGGUCCAGCUUGCCGUCACUGCCGCGUCUGCAAGCUUCAUCAUGCUCCACCCGGACGCCCGCCACUUUGUGCUCACGAACCACGCGGUGACGCUUGCCGCGAUCUUUGCUCCGCUCGGCUUCAUCGUUGCCCUCUCUUGCUACCAGCACCGCCACCCGCACAACCUCCUCCUCCUCGGCGGCUUUACGCUCUGCAUGUCGUACUCGGUGGGAGUCGUCUGCGCCGCCACC
Molecule: messenger RNA, 276 nt
Organism: Emiliania huxleyi CCMP1516
Lineage: Eukaryota; Haptophyta; Isochrysidales; Noelaerhabdaceae
Exons: 1
Cellular component (GO): membrane
Source: RefSeq, a predicted model, not a curated record